AGUGUCACCGGCAAUGAGCUGGUGGCUGCUUAUGGUGUAACUGUAACGUGUACUGUACAUCUACAUCAACGUCCCCAGACCAGACAUCACUCUACUUAGCGCUAGAACAUCUAGUGCUGCUACAAACAGCUAGUACAGUACUGCCACAAGCCACUAGUGUUGCUGCAUAAACCUUGUACAUAUUGUACGCAGCCUUACUCUGGAGCCGUCAAGAGGGAAGAACGUAAAUAAAAAUUGAUAAGAAGAUAGACGUCAUCAGUGGGCAUACUCGUAAGGAGGAUGGGCGGUGAGGUCAGUGUGCUGCCAGAAGUAAUCCACGAUGAUGCAGACUCUCGAGAAAUACACACUUGUAGAGUGUGUGCAAACACUUACAACCACGGCGACAAUGCUCCGGUGAGUCUCCCCUGUGGCCACACGUUCUGCAAGUCAUGUGUUAUGAGGAUAAUGACCCAGAAUGGGGUGUGCUGCCUCUUAGCCACCUGCAGGAAGCAACACAAGGUCACCUCCAUCGAUAGCUUUCCAGUCAUAUAUGCCCUCAUACCACAGUCGACCUCCUCCUCCAACACUGCCUCUGAAAACAACUCUACAUCAAGGUUAUUUCGGAUAAAGUUGAUGGACAUCGAGGGUAACAUGACCUCGGUCAUGGUCUCGCCAGAAACCACGGUGAGGGAAAUUAAGGCCAGCCUCGAGAUACAGUUCGGGGAAAUCCCUGCUGAGACAAGAGUCAUCUACAAGGGUGGCCCAGUCAAAGAUGAGUCCACCAUGGCCAAGUUGGGUACAAAAGAAGGUCACACGAUUCAGAUAACCUCAACUUGGUUCGGGGGCCAUAUUUCAACUAGGUGUGCUAAUUAGAUUCCGCAUGUUUGUAAAUCAUAAGUUGUAAAGUAGAUCAGGUGUAUCAAGUCAUAAAAUACAUAGGUGUAUUGCACUUAACAUGAUAGUCCUAUAAAGAUAAUUAAUUUAUGGUAAAAUUUGAUUUAUUUCAUUUAAGACAUCGUUUACCACCAUAACAUAGUCAUAUUAUCUAAAUUAGCUUAGUGCAUGUUGGGAUACGUUAGGUUAAGUUUGUGAAGUUUUCUAUGAUAUUAAUUUCUAAGUAUUUUAAUGAUCUAUAUGAUCGUGUAUGGCCGGUCAGAGUUUCCAAAAAAAUAAAAAUACAUAGAAGUUAUCGCUAUUAGGCAAUUAUCUAUAUUUAGGCGAACACACACAAACAUACUGUGACAUCACGCAUCACACCACACCACACGGUGCUCUCCAUGACACUGCGAUGCAAUGAUUGAAUUGUUACGACGUCAUGUACAGUCCUUCAUGUCAACACCUAUGGACGAGUUACUGCUCCACGUGGCCUACGUGAGCCUCACACAGUAGGGCAAAAGACCAGCUCCUGCCAUCAACUGUAAACUAUAAUUUGUAUAUUGAAUUCAUAUUUCUUCGCCUUUUGGUAAUGAAAGCGUUUGUUAAACGACCCAAAGUAUAUUAAUAAGUAUAUUUUCAGCCUUUUGACUGCUGAACUUUUUCAAUAAGCUGUUAAUUUUAGAAUUAUAUACUAUAUACAGGGUGAUUCAGCAAAGAGUACAUUAAAUUGGAGGAUGAAAUUCUUGGCUAAUUCUGAGCCACAAUGUCUCUACGGUAAAAUUUCAAAUACUGCAUAUACCCACGUGUUCGUGGCAGGUGAGAGCAAAUUAAACAUAGUCCAGUGAUGAUGGAUGAUGUUAUAUGUAGUGAUGAUGGAUGUUGUUAUAUGUAGUGAUG
Molecule: messenger RNA, 1752 nt
Organism: Homarus americanus (American lobster)
Lineage: Eukaryota; Metazoa; Arthropoda; Malacostraca; Decapoda; Nephropidae
Exons: 4
Coding region: 280-852 (190 amino acids)
Molecular function (GO): protein binding
Source: RefSeq, a predicted model, not a curated record